Fomitiporia mediterranea MF3/22 is the source of this 960-nucleotide messenger RNA. Its product is annotated as DnaJ-domain-containing protein. The record is from RefSeq and is a predicted model, not a curated record. Gene Ontology annotation, cellular component: endoplasmic reticulum membrane; cytosol. Bases 1 to 960 code for a protein of 319 amino acids. The transcript is spliced from 12 exons. Gene Ontology annotation, biological process: positive regulation of proteasomal ubiquitin-dependent protein catabolic process; protein refolding. Lineage: Eukaryota; Fungi; Basidiomycota; Agaricomycetes; Hymenochaetales; Hymenochaetaceae. Gene Ontology annotation, molecular function: ATPase activator activity; Hsp70 protein binding.
AUGAAGGCCAAUUUUGAGGAACAACUGAAAAUUGAUCCAAUGGCAUUUUAUAAAGCAUUAGGUUUCAAUGACACAAAGGUGACACAAGAUGAAAUCAAAGAUGCACAGAAAAAACUGGCCAGAAAGUGGCACCCAGAUAAAAAUCCAGAUAAUAAGGAAGCUGCUGAAAUGUUCAAAGAUGUCCAAACGGCAUGGGAGGCUUUAGAAGAUGAACACAAGCGCUUUCAAGUGGAUGAUGCAAUCCGUCGGAUGAGGCUAGGAGUGCACAGAGCAGCGCCUUCGUUUAGAGCAACUAAUACCAAUUAUUCGCAGCACUCUACUAUGCCACGAACUCAGGAGCAGGGGUACAAGUACAGUCCACCAGAUCCUGCUGAUACAUAUGUCUCGUCGUUGAGAAACAAACGAACUAGUCAUAGGAAUCCAAGACCGGCCGAAUACGGCUAUGAUAAGGCACGCCCGUCUCACACAAAAGGUACUAGAAGACGUACGAAUGACCCUAAUGAUAGUAAUGAAUGCAGUGCACCGAGGCCAUCUUGGGGUGAUGCCAAGCGUCAUAUUAGAGAAGAAAAGAAACAUCCCGAUGGCUACAGAUUUGUAAGGUCUUCAACACACCCUGAACAACCUUCCGAAAAGAUACAGGGUGUGAAAAGAUCAAGUACAUUUGACAGUUAUAACAAAAUAAUACCACCGCCUCAUGCUAGAAAACCCAAUCCAGAGAAAGAUCCGCACCUCUAUUACGAGGUUCAGGACAAGGCUCACUGGAGAUACGUCUCAAGUGAAAUGGGAAAACAAUACUCCAUUGGCCUUUUUCACUUUGACCCAGAAUUCUACGAUCUCGCCUUGUUCCAUUACGACGACCCAAGGACGGUAGCUAUGAGAAAACACAAACUAGUUCCCCCUGUAUCUGAUAUCAGGGAUGACCAGUACAUUUACCGCUUGGGAAGGAGGAUUCGUGACUGA